Molecule: messenger RNA, 2161 nt
Organism: Beta vulgaris subsp. vulgaris (sugar beet)
Lineage: Eukaryota; Viridiplantae; Streptophyta; Magnoliopsida; Caryophyllales; Amaranthaceae
Product: inorganic phosphate transporter 2-1, chloroplastic
Exons: 3
Coding region: 253-2010 (585 amino acids)
Biological process (GO): phosphate ion transmembrane transport
Cellular component (GO): membrane
Molecular function (GO): phosphate transmembrane transporter activity
Source: RefSeq, a predicted model, not a curated record
AAUCAACCACAACAAACAUCCAAAUGCAUUUUCCAUCUCCCUUUCUCCACCAAACAUGACUUUAGUUGAAAAUGCUUAAUGCCCACAUUCUCUCUCAUCUCACUCUCACUUCUCUCCACCUCUACCUCCAGAUUCCAUGGCUAAGAGCUCAACUGAAUAAUUUUUCUUAUUUCCUCUCUUCAUCUACUUCAUACGAUUACACUCUCUCUCUCCUCGCUCGCCUCACUCUCUAUCCUUCUCCUCCAUUGAGUCAUGACUUCCUCCUGUCUCCUAUCUUCAACCAGAAACACCACAACCAACAUCACCAUCCUUACCAAGUAUCACUACCAUAACUCGAACAAUGAAAAAAGAGAUUGUCUUCUUUUCAAACUUCAACUUCCACCACUAAAAUCGUCUCAUCCAAUUCUAAGGCUACGGACUUCAAAGUUCACCUACCCUCUAGCUUCUCUGUCUUCCUUUGCUGAAGCAGAAGGCCAAGAACAUGAAGAAGUUAUCACCACUCAUCAACAUAAUGUCGACGAUCACCAACAUGAUGAAGGAACGACAUCAAAUGAUUUACCAGGAAUGGCGAAAGCCUUUAACAUAUCAUCUAGAACAGCUGUUGCUAUAUCAGUUUGCAUAGCAUUUGCUGCUCUUACCUUUCCCUUCUUUAUGCAGUCCCUUGGUCAAGGGAUGCCCCUUAAGACAAAACUGCUUUCCUAUGCUACCUUGCUUUUCGGGUUUUAUAUGGCUUGGAACAUCGGGGCGAAUGAUGUAGCCAAUGCCAUGGGGACAUCUGUCGGCUCAGGAGCUCUGACGAUUCGACAGGCAGUUCUGACGGCUGCAGUUUUGGAGUUUUCCGGGGCACUUUUGAUGGGUAGACAUGUUACAAGCACAAUGCAAAAGGGGAUUCUUGUAGCUAGUGUAUUUCAGGGGAAGGAUACAUUACUGUUUGCAGGACUUAUUUCUUCACUUGCAGCUGCUGGUACUUGGCUACAGGUAGCAUCUUUUUAUGGCUGGCCAGUUUCAACUACUCAUUGCAUUGUAGGAUCAAUGGUUGGGUUCGGUCUUAUCUAUGGAGGAACUAAUGCUGUCUUCUGGAGCUCACUGGCAAAGGUUGCUUCUUCAUGGAUUUUUUCACCUGUAAUUGGAGCAGCUGUGUCCUUUCUUGUCUACAAAUGUAUCCGAAGGUUCGUUUACAGUGCUGAAAAUCCAGGACAGGCUGCUGCUGCAGCUGCACCAAUUGCAGUAUUCAUGGGUGUAACUGCAAUAUCCUUCGUAGCCUUCCCUCUUAGCACGACCCUUCCCCUAGCUAUAGCCCAAGCAUUGGCCUGCGGAUCUGUUGGAGCAGUUAUUGUCUACCGAAUGAUCAACAUACAACUGGGACCCCUUCUUGCCAAAGCCAAGUCAUCAUCAGCACAACAUAAAGACGAUCACCAUCCUGAUCAUCCAGAGCAGAAGAACAUUGGGUUCCUCUCUGACAUUGCUGGCCCUACAGGAACCCAAUUGGAGAUAGUUUACGGUGUGUUUGGAUAUAUGCAGGUUCUCUCGGCCUGCUUUAUGUCAUUUGCUCAUGGUGGAAACGAUGUCUCUAAUGCAAUAGGUCCCUUGGCUGCAGCAUUAUCUAUACUCCAAGGUGGGGCUAGUGCUGGAGGAGAGAUUCUAAUCCCAAUAGAUGUUCUUGCAUGGGGAGGGUUUGGGAUUGUAGCAGGUCUUAUGAUGUGGGGUUACAGAGUGAUAUCAACCAUUGGAAAGAAAAUCACAGAACUCACACCAACAAGAGGGUUUGCUGCAGAGUUUGCAGCUGCAUCAGUAGUUCUCUUUGCAUCAAAGCUAGGGCUGCCUAUCUCGGCCACUCAUACGCUAGUAGGUGCUGUAAUGGGAGUAGGGUUUGCCAGAGGGCUAAAUAGUGUCAGAGCAGAGACAGUUAAGGAGAUUGUCACUUCUUGGGCAGUGACAAUUCCUGUUGGUGGAAUCCUCGCAGUUUUAUACACCGCAAUCUUCACCAAGAUUUUAUCCUAUGUAUUAUGAUUAUGAUUCAACGACAGCAUUGACCAAAUUGGUUUAUCAGAUUAAAGUGAGAGAGUUUUGAUUUUGUAUGUGAGAACAGAAUGUUUCUCCUAGACGUAAUCUCUUAUUCGAGAUUGGAAUUUCAUGACUUCAUCAUUUCUUCUAUUUAUAA